CAGUCGUUUAUCUAAGUUUGGUGAAGUGCGGUCCCUCUGCAUCUCCAUUAUGCGGCAUCCCACUAAGAUCUUCACUUUCAGAAAUAAUCAUAAAGAAAGAAAAAUUCCCAUUCCAUUCCUCUAUAAAGUGAUUGAAGCAAACCAGAAAAGAAAAUUGACCCAAAAAAAAGAAACAUGGAGCAGAAGAAUUCCAUUUUCUACAUCUCCUUCCUUAUGCAAUGGUUCAAUAGCAGAGUGCGGUGAAGAUAACGAGUUGUUGAUGGAAUCGGAAAUCAGCAGGAGGAUUCUAGAACAGAGUAAAUACAUAUCACCAGGAGCUCUGAAGAGGGACCAACCAGUUUGCAAUGGAGGUGCUAGUGGCCAGUCCUAUAGUAGCAGUUGUUUGCCGCCCUCUUCCAAUCCUGAAACGCGUGGCUGUUCUAAGUACUAUCGUUGUAGGUCCGAUUCUCGAUGAAUCUCGUUAAACUUUUCUUUUUCUUUUUUUUUUUUUUUUUU
Manihot esculenta (cassava) is the source of this 495-nucleotide messenger RNA. Its product is annotated as protein RALF-like 32. The transcript is spliced from 2 exons. The record is from RefSeq and is a predicted model, not a curated record. Lineage: Eukaryota; Viridiplantae; Streptophyta; Magnoliopsida; Malpighiales; Euphorbiaceae. Bases 50 to 454 code for a protein of 134 amino acids.